Messenger RNA from Actinia tenebrosa (Australian red waratah sea anemone), 2230 nucleotides. RefSeq lists its product as uncharacterized. The record is from RefSeq and is a predicted model, not a curated record. NCBI's taxonomy places the organism in Eukaryota, Metazoa, Cnidaria, Anthozoa, Actiniaria, Actiniidae. Gene Ontology annotation, cellular component: extracellular region.
CUUGCUACAUGGCAUCACAGAUUCUGACAAUUGUUUGUCUUGACUGGUCGAUCCAAUAAAUAAAUAAUCGCCGGAUAAGCAAAGACUAAGAAAUUCGUUCAACCUACAAAAAUUAUUUUUUAGAGGUGUCUCUUAUUCAUUCACCAUGUUUAGUAAAAGCCUUUUUGUCUUGGCUGUAAUAUUUAUCGUUGCUGUUUUUUCUAUUUGUGACGCUCGUUACAUAAAGAAGCACUUAAAGCAUCAUGACAGAAGUUCAAAGAAAAACCGUAUCCGUCAUGUCCAAGUGAGGCCUGGGAAGAAGCAAAUGCUAGGAGGAUUACAAGGAGGGUGUUGUGCAAGUGCUCAGGCCGGAAUUACCACCGAAGAUCCUAAUGCCUGCUGUCAAUCAGCCUCUCCUCCUCCAUGUUGUCAGCAGAGUGUUCAGCUCCAACCUCAGUUCCAACCUCAGUUUCAACCUCAGCUCCAAUCUCAGUUCCAACCUCAGUUCCAACCUCAAUUGCCACCUCCACUACCAUCGAUGCCAUCUCCAGGAUGUUGCUCUCAGGGGGGUGCACCUACGAUGGGACAGUCGCCAUUCUCUUGCUGUCAAUCACCUACUCCUCCUCCAUGUUGUCAACAAAGUGCUCAAUUCCAAGCUGUACCUCCACCUCCACAACCAUCGAUGCCAUCUCCAGGAUGUUGCUCCCAAAAUGGUGCACCCAUGAUGGCGGGUCAGUCGCCCUUUUCUUGCUGUCAAUCAUCUUCACCGCCUCCAUGUUGCAACCAGCCUAUGGCAGUUCCACAGUCACCACCAAUGUCCAUGCCGAGCACUGGCUGCUGCAGCAAUGCCCCCUCUCCACCGGACGCCAAUGGAGUUUAUCUUGGUAUAGCACAUCCUGAUCAGCAAUGCUGCCAAGCUGCAAAUCCGCCACCGUGCUGUUUUGGUUUACAUCUUAAGCCAGGACAAAGCAAGAACAUCAGCAUGAACGGUGGAGGGAAGAACUAUGUGUUAAGUGUACAUUUGAGCAACGCAACAAAUGUCACAGACAAUGCAACAGCUAACCCUUGUAAAAUACCAACGUGCGCACCUCCAACGAGUAUCCCUACUUCAGGUGCAAGUAGUGCCCCAACAAGUGGUCCUACAAGUGCCUCAACUGGGUCAAGCAACGCAACAUCUGGGCCAUCUAAGCCAUCUUCGGCUCCCACUUCGGGAGUAAGUGGUUCUACAGCAGGUAGUACACCAUCUCCUGGUUCCACCUUGGCCCCUGCACCUACCGGUGGACCUUCCGGUUCUACCGAGUGUCAGAGCAAAGCUCUUGCCGAACACAACGCUAAACGAACGAUCCACAAUUCUCCACCGAUGACACUCGAUCCUCAACUAAACUCAGCGGCCCAAGCGUACGCUGAAAAGCUUGCUAGCUCGAAAACAGUUGAGCACUCACCUCAAAACGAAAGGCAGGGGCAGGGGGAAAAUCUCGCCAAGCGAUGUUCGAAGCCAGACACAGGAUUUGAUUGUAAGGCUGCCACUGUGAUGUGGUAUGAUGAGGUGAAAAAGUACGACUGGGGAUCCCCAGGAUAUUCUGGUCUCACUGGCCACUUUACACAAGUGGUAUGGAAGGCGUCAACUAAACUUGGAAUCGGGAAAGCGUCCUUCGUUAAUGAUGCGGGGCUUACGUGUUACGUCAUCGUGGGACGCUACAAAGACGCUGGGAACAUUAAAGGACAAUUUCCUGCUAAUGUACAGAAGGGAAGCUAUGUUGGACGUCGUUCACAGCUCCUUGAAUAACGAAUCGUCAAAAUUUAGUGCGCAUGCACAGACAAUACUAUGUGGUGCAUACUUUCCUAGCCUGCGUUCCUUUUGGUCAGCACCGACCACUGAACAGGAGAAUUAAUAUAGAGUUUGGGUAACGAUGUGGUUCAUAUUCCUUGUCCAGCAUAAAACUUCUCAAGCGAACUCUGACUUCUUUUACCUAUCGUCCUUUUUACAAUGAAAUAUACUCACUAAUACUCAUUACCAUGGUUCAAACUAGUUUAUGUAUAAUAAGCACAUCGAGUGUAAAGAUUUGGUUUUUAGAAAACUAUUAAACAAGCAAAUGUAAUAUUCAGAGACAUGCAUUUAAACCACUUCUAGGAGUGCUUUUUGGUGCGAAAACAAGUUUUUUUCUGAAUCAUAUUAAAGUCCAUUAAAAUGUGGUUAGAUUUAUCUUUUUAAAGAUACUCAAGUAAAAUAAAAAUCAUCAUUCUAAAGCUA